Messenger RNA from Anolis carolinensis (green anole), 478 nucleotides. It is a transcript of the gene atp5mj, whose product is annotated as ATP synthase membrane subunit j. Bases 155 to 325 code for a protein of 56 amino acids. The transcript has 4 exons. NCBI's taxonomy places the organism in Eukaryota, Metazoa, Chordata, Lepidosauria, Squamata, Anolidae. The record is from RefSeq and is a predicted model, not a curated record. Gene Ontology annotation, cellular component: mitochondrion.
CGAGUGCGCAUGUGUCAGUGUCUAUCUCUAAGCGACUGCGCAUGCGUCAGUCCUUUCUGGCGAACCUUGAAGCAACCGGAAGCAGCGGGUGCUUAAGCAGAGCGGCGUCGUGACCUUCGCUGCUCUUCCUCGUUCAUUCUCGUCAGGCUUCAAGAUGCUGAGGAGUGCUGUUCAGAGAUGGUGGGACACCCAUAAGAUUUACCACACUCAGGUAUUCCAAGAACUCUGGGUUGGUAUCAUCUUAACAGGAUACGUCUAUUACAAAAUCUCUUAUGGAGGUAAAAAGUCAGUGGAAGGCAGCAAAAAAUCCUCUGGCCAUCAUUAGAAGUUCUUCAGUAUGCAUUUGGUGAAGCGACAUCUUGGCAGUAGAGGAAUCAUGCUGCCACCAUGGACAUUAGUUGUAUUGUAAGCUGUGUACAGCCCCAUCACAGUGGUAAUCUGUCAAGGACUGAAUAAACACGUUGUUCAAAAAGCGUGA